This is a messenger RNA of Brachypodium distachyon (stiff brome), 1501 nucleotides long. RefSeq names its product GDSL esterase/lipase At5g55050. Lineage: Eukaryota; Viridiplantae; Streptophyta; Magnoliopsida; Poales; Poaceae. Bases 172 to 1266 code for a protein of 364 amino acids. The record is from RefSeq and is a predicted model, not a curated record. The transcript is spliced from 5 exons. Gene Ontology annotation, molecular function: hydrolase activity, acting on ester bonds.
ACACCUAGCUUAAUAUUUUGUAUCACACAGCAGCAGUAGCACGCUUCACCCCGCAGGCACGGCCUAUAAAUCGCCGCCCAACAAACCGGUUGAAUUCAUUGUGUACCGCCUUACAGAUUGGAGUAAGAAGAUCAGCACGAUCAGUCCAUAUAACACUUGAUAAUUUGAGCAAUGGGUGGCAAUGGUGUAGUACCUUGUCGCUCCGUGCCUAUGGUGGCCUUCAUGGCUGCUUUGUUCCUCUUGGCAACGGCGGCGGCCUCGGCGUCCGUGCCGGCGUUGUACGUGUUCGGUGACUCGCUCGCCGACGUCGGGAACAACAACCACCUGCUGACGCUGCUCAAGGCGGACUUCUCCCACAACGGCAUGGACUACCCAGGGGGCAAGGCCACCGGCCGCUUCAGCAAUGGCAAGAACUCCGCAGACUUCCUCGCCGAGAACCUCGGACUGGCGACGUCCCCACCGUACCUCGCCAUAUCCUCAAGCAGCAACGCCAACUACGCGAACGGCGUCAACUUCGCUUCCGGUGGGUCGGGAGUCUCCAACUCCACAAACAAGGAUCAGUGCAUCACGUUCGACAAGCAGAUCGAGUACUACUCCGGCGUGUACGCGUCGCUAGCACGGAGCCUGGGCCAGGACCAGGCCAUGAGCCACCUGGCUAAGUCCAUCUUCGCCAUCACCAUCGGCAGCAACGACAUCAUCCACUACGCCAAGGCCAACACCGCUACCGCCAGGGCCCAGAACCCCUCUCAGCAGUUCGUGGACACGCUCAUCCGGUCCCUCACGGGCCAACUGCAGAGUCUGUACAAUCUUGGGGCUCGCAAGGUUCUGUUUCUUGGGACUGGGCCGGUGGGGUGCUGCCCGUCUCUGCGGGAACUGAGCUCCAGCAAGGACUGCAGCGCCCUGGCGAACACCAUGUCGGUGCAGUACAACAAGGGGGCUGAGGCCGUGCUGAGUGGCAUGAGCACGCGGCACCCGGACCUGCAUUACGCGCUCUUCGACUCCACCGCCGCGCUGCUCCGAUACAUCAACCAACCUGCCGCAUACGGUUUUGCUGAGGCGAAAGCGGCGUGCUGUGGUUUGGGAGACAUGAACGCAAAGAUCGCCUGCACCCCGCUCAGCAACUACUGUGCCAACCGGUCAGACCACGUCUUCUGGGACUUCUACCACCCGACGGAGGCCACCGCGCAGAAGCUCACCAGCACGGCGUUCGACGGAUCCGCUCCAUUCAUCUUCCCUAUCAACAUAAAACAGCUCAGCGAGAUAUAGGCUAGGCAGAGAUACUGAUUCUGCGUGUAAACAGAUGCAGUGUGUUCUCACGACGUAUAUAUGUGUGGAAGAAAUUCAAUACAGUAAUAGAUAUCUUGCUUGAGGAAGGUCAGUUGCAACAUGUCUGUGGACGUCGUCUUUGUCUCGUAAUGGCUUGGAUAAUGAAGGCACAUCUCGCCUCCACAGCAUUUUGCUGCGUGUUUAACAAGUUUUGGAACCGCGGUACUUGCAAGUU